UCCAGACCGCCACAGAAAAUUUCCCGGACUCUUAAAUUAACGUCUCUUUUUCUGAAAUGCGAACAGCGCGCGCCUCUUCCUUGCUCGGGCGACGUCUUUCUGCUUCUCUUUUGCAAUUUUUUGAGGAAAUUUUACGACUUAAAACAUAGACAACCACACAUAGACUUCUAAUCAGCAACCAUGUUACUCGAGCCAAAGGAUUUCCCGCAGAUGUGGCAGAAACCGUCAAGUGAUGACUUACUCAACACACUGAAGCAAUUGGAACUCAGCCCUCCGAUAUGGAGUCACAAGCGCAGGAGAUCCGACAUCAUUCAUGAGCAGGAAGCCACGGUCUACUUCCGGCGCGAGGUGUCCAUGUACCUGUCAUCUAUCAUCAAGAGCAGUCUCUCCUGGAUCGAAGAUGCCGAUGAGAAGGAGGAGAUCUGGUCAGAGGCCAGCCGCAGGAUGGCGGAGCGCUGUGGAAGAACAGCCAUGGGCGAGAUCACGCGACAGUGGCCCUUCCGGGAGGACGCUCUCACUCCGACAUUCGAGCUCAUCAUCCGCGAGCCGCCCCUGACAGGCGACUCACUCGGUCACAAGACAUGGGGCUCGUCGUACGUACUGGCGCAACACCUACCGUCUAUCGGCUCCACCGCCCUGUUCCGCCUCUUCGACGAGUCUCUCGGCCAGCCUCGACCGUCCGUAUUGGAGUUGGGCUCCGGAACAGGCCUGCUUGGACUCGCCGCCGCGGCUUUGUGGAAGGUCCACGUUAUCUUGAGUGACUUACCGGACAUCAUGUCUAACCUGCAGCAUAACGUCGAGGCCAACCGGGCGACCGUGGAGAAGUUUGGCGGGUCACUGAACGCAGGAGCCCUGACCUGGGGUGGUUCAGGGGAAAAUGAGGUUGACCAAAGCUUGUUUGACAAGAAGAACCAGUUCAAGGUUGUCCUCGCCGCUGAUCCACUCUACGACGAUUGUCAUCCGGGCCUUCUGGCUGGCGCUUUUUCGCAACAGCUUUCUACUGAAGACGACGCACGCGCUGUUGUGAUGGUUCCUUUGCGAGACGAAACUACCAAACGGCUUUUGAGAUUGUUCAGAGAUACCAUGGGAAGUCAAGAGAUGUCUCUGGUGUGCAUUGAAGAGGGGACACUUGAUGGCCAGGACGAUUGGGGCGAGGCCGAGGAGGGCACCCAAGUGACAUGUUGGUGGGGCAUCUUUGCACGCAAGCAAUAGGUCUAGACUGCGAUGCGAAUAAUUUCUCGACUUAUUAAACAAGCGAGACCGGCAUGGUCCAAGAGGGUAGCCAAAGGGCGAGACCAGACGUGAUCGCAGGCGUACAAUAUAUGCCGAGCUACCCAACCUAGACUU
Molecule: messenger RNA, 1347 nt
Organism: Colletotrichum destructivum
Lineage: Eukaryota; Fungi; Ascomycota; Sordariomycetes; Glomerellales; Glomerellaceae
Product: Putative lysine methyltransferase, S-adenosyl-L-methionine-dependent methyltransferase superfamily
Exons: 3
Coding region: 181-1212 (343 amino acids)
Source: RefSeq, a predicted model, not a curated record